AUGACGAUCGGAGGUGUGGCCGCUUUGGUCAUCCUGCUCACCUUCAAGACCCCUGCAACCGCUAAGCAGGUCGAUGCUACGCUCAAGGAGAAGCUUCUACACAUGGACUUUCCAGGGACGGCGCUUAUAAUGGGUGCAUCCCUCGCCUUGCUUCUAGCUCUUCAGUACGGUGGUGUAACCUAUUCGUGGAGUUCCAGCGUUGUCAUCGGCUUACUCGUCGGCUUCGGGUUGAUGGUUCUUGCACUCAUAAUGCUAGAAAUAUGGCAGGACGAACGCGCCAUGCUGUCACCACGCCUCAUGCGGCAAAGAACCGUCUGGGUCAACUCUGUAUGGGGCUUCUUCUUCGCUGGCUCGUAUUUCAUCACUCUCUACUACCUGCCCAUCUAUUUCCAAAGCAUCGAUAACCGCAGUCCGAUUGGCUCAGGUGUGCGCAACAUUCCUCUUAUUGCCUUGUUUAGCGUUGCCACAUUUGCCUCCGGCAGAGCCAUCACGAAGACGGGUAUUGCAGCUCCGUAUUUGUUAGCAAGCUCUGUGGUCGGAACCAUCUCCGCUGGUCUCCUGUAUACCCUCGACAUUGGGACCUCGACGGGCAAAUGGGUUGGAUUUCAGAUCCUGGCCGGCCUUGGAUACGGCAUGGGCCUCCAAAUCCCGCUCAUUAUUGCGCAGGCUUUUGCUGCGCCAAGCGACAUAGCUCCUGUGACCGCAAUCAUUAUAUGUAAGUUUUCCUUCGCCCUGUCCCAAGGUGCUGUCAAUUUUCUUUGA
Messenger RNA from Didymosphaeria variabile, 762 nucleotides. RefSeq lists its product as uncharacterized. The coding region runs from base 1 to 762 and encodes 253 amino acids. The record is from RefSeq and is a predicted model, not a curated record. Gene Ontology annotation, biological process: transmembrane transport. The transcript is spliced from 2 exons. Gene Ontology annotation, molecular function: transmembrane transporter activity. NCBI's taxonomy places the organism in Eukaryota, Fungi, Ascomycota, Dothideomycetes, Pleosporales, Didymosphaeriaceae.